Molecule: messenger RNA, 1209 nt
Organism: Fusarium redolens
Lineage: Eukaryota; Fungi; Ascomycota; Sordariomycetes; Hypocreales; Nectriaceae
Exons: 3
Coding region: 1-1209 (402 amino acids)
Source: RefSeq, a predicted model, not a curated record
AUGGCGCCUUCGAGUCCUAUACCGUCACCGGUCGAUUUCCCAUCGCCUGAUUUUUCUCUGAGCGGAGGCUACUCACCUGGUUCAUAUUCUCCAGGUCCAGCUCUUUCACCAGAUUUCGGACCUGAACGCGACUGGCGAGAUUAUAGAGAACAGAUUCCGAAGCUACCCUCUACCCGACCUCGGGCUCUUACACCAACAGGGUUCAGAGAUGGCGAUGAGAGUCAGCAGCGACCAGCUGCAGUCUUUCAACAAUCUCGCUGGUUCAAGAUCCCUGCCAAUCUAAGACGCGAUAUCCUUCGAUUGGCAUUCGGAGGCAAGCGCCUUCACAUGCAUCUCAAUUUUGACGCUCAAGCUCUCGAUUCAGAUGAUGCAGAGAGAAAACUUUGGUCGUGGAAUGGAUGUAUCUGCGUUCGAAAGUAUGAUCCAGAGCUGGGUCCCAUGACGCGCGGUGGCCUUAACCCAGGUCCUUGGAUUGAUCGCUGUUGUGAUCCGAUUAAUGUCCCGAAGCCACCGCCUGAGAAUAUUGGGAUUAUGGGUUGGCUGCAGUCUUGUCGUCAAAACUACGCAGAGACGAUUGAUCUUCUAUACUCAACAAACACCAUCAUUCUUUCCGGCGAAGCAACAAUCAUUGAGCUGCCAUCGCUCAUAACGCAUAACCACAUUAGCACGAUUACCGCCCUCGAGAUCAAAUACCCCAUUAACAAAGACAAUGUUCUCGAGGAUGCCCUUAACCUUGUCCGUCCUGGCUCCCAUUCUCCCGGAUUCCCAAAUCUCAGGCGUCUCUACGUCUCUAUGGAAUGGAGCGGCGUAGAUACUCGCGAUCCUGAUCCAGAUGAAUUGAUCGAGUCAUUCGACAGCUUGGCGCGAGCAAUGCAUCAGAUCGAAGAGUGCGCUUUUGCCAUUCCCAUGGAAUGGUUCUCACGCAUCUCCUGGCAUCAGAUGCGAAGCGAAACGACGGGCAAGCAGAUUACCUACAGCCAGUUUUGGCGUGAGCUCGCCAAUGCCGAGGAUGGUGGCAAUGAUGCACAUGAUCUUCCACGGGCCAGGGUUGAGGUCAUACAGCUGCCCUAUGUUGAUAGCUAUCCGAAACCUCCACACCACUUGCAGAAUCCUGGUGUUGGGUAUUGGAUCCUAGAGGCUAGUGAAAUGUCGUUGAAUGCGGAUUAUGAUUAUCUGACUGGGCAUUACACAGAUGACUACAGCAUAUAG